AUGUUUAAAAAGGUAUAUGUGAUUGAUUGCAAGGGUCAUUUGUUAGGGAGAUUAGCUUCUUUAAUAGCAAAAGAAUUAUUAAAAGGACAGAGAAUAGUAGCAGUCAGAUGUGAAGAAAUAAAUAUAUCAGGUAGUUUGUACAGAAAUAAACUGAAAUAUUCCAAAUUUUUGAGAUUAAGAACAAACACUAAUCCUAGAAAAGGACCAUUUCACUUGAGAGAGCCCUCAAAGAUCUUGUGGAGAUGUGUUAGGGGAAUGUUACCACAUAAAACUUAUAAAGGAAAAAUUGCAUUAAAAAAGUUAAAAGUCUUUGUUGGUGUACCUUACCCUUAUGAUAAAAUGAAAAAGUAUGUUUUGCCUAGUGCAUUAAGAGCUUUCAGAUUAAAAAAAAAUAGAAGAUUUUGUAGAUUGGGAACAUUAAGUUCUAGAGUAGGUUGGAAUUAUGAUGAAUUAGUUAAAAAAAAUGAAGUUUUAAGAAAAAAAGUUUCAAAAUUAUAUUAUAAAAAGAAAGUUAAUAGUUUAAACGAAAAAAAAGAAUUAAAAACAAAAGCAUUAGAAUUGAUCAAACCAGAGCAACGUCAGGUUCUAGAAAAUUUUGGUUAUGCAUAA
This is a messenger RNA of Plasmodium relictum, 609 nucleotides long. RefSeq names its product 60S ribosomal protein L13, putative. The coding region runs from base 1 to 609 and encodes 202 amino acids. The record is from RefSeq and is a predicted model, not a curated record. Gene Ontology annotation, cellular component: ribosome; cytosolic large ribosomal subunit. Gene Ontology annotation, biological process: negative regulation of translation; translation. The transcript has 2 exons. NCBI's taxonomy places the organism in Eukaryota, Apicomplexa, Aconoidasida, Haemosporida, Plasmodiidae. Gene Ontology annotation, molecular function: mRNA binding; structural constituent of ribosome.